Molecule: messenger RNA, 2417 nt
Organism: Helicoverpa zea (corn earworm)
Lineage: Eukaryota; Metazoa; Arthropoda; Insecta; Lepidoptera; Noctuidae
Exons: 4
Coding region: 81-2399 (772 amino acids)
Molecular function (GO): zinc ion binding
Source: RefSeq, a predicted model, not a curated record
UGACGACUUUGCUUUUUCGUACCGGUUAUUUGAUAUUGCACGUGAUUAAGACUUCGGCUUUCGGAUUACCCCGAAUUAUAAUGGCUCUCUGCGUGAAUUGUAACAUAGGUAUACAUGCUAAUCAGCAGUAUGACUAUGAUGCUUUAAGCAUGAGUCCUGAAAUAGUCUCAAUACUUGAAGAAUGGAUUACUCGGCAGGUAACUGAUGGAGAUCGCAUUUGCCAAGAAUGCAUGAACCUUAUACUCACGGAACUGAACAACAGAAAUGAGAAUAAUAUUGGUGGUCGACAGCUAGGUCAUCAAUCAGUUUGUGUUUGGUGUGGUAUAUCCAUUUCAAGAAGAACGGGCAGACGUUCUCGUCCCUUAACGGAUGAUCAUCCUGAGCGGGCUUAUGUAGCUGGCAUCAUCAGCCCCCGACAGAUUCCACCAAAUGGUCGAGCAUGUAAUGCCUGUUGGCAAAGGGCCCACAGCAAUAUUCUACAAGUCAUUGAACCACCAAUUGAGUCCCAAGAAACUAGUGACAAUGCAGAAAGUAGGUCCAGCUCUGUAGCUGCACCUGUAAGUACAUUCAGUUCGGAAAUUGAUAUGGACAUAGUUCAAAAUGACAAUGUACUUGUUGAACUAGAAGGUUACAGUCGAACUCCAAAUUCAUCUAACCAUUGUUUUGUUCCCGAUUGUACAAACUCGGAACGUCUAAGAGUUCCUAUUUACAUUAAGAAACAAAUAUUAAUUGACUACAAAUUGUAUGUCUCACCUAAUGCCCGAGUAUGUGAAGAACAUGCAAGUGUAUAUAAUUGGGAACUGUUGACUGAAUAUCAGUUUACAACGCAGUUUACUCAAAGUCAUAUAGUAGAAAUGCUAGAUUUAUUAAGAAAAAAAACAGUAAACAUUAUUGAUUUUGAAAAUGUUGAAAAUAUGAACAACCAUAUUUGUCGUUAUUGGACAGGCUUAACUGUAUUGAACUUUUUAGCACUACUGAGCUGUAUUACAAGUGAAUUGUCAAAUAUAUGUAAAAAACCUAAAACAGCUUUAGGAUUGUACCUCAUGAAAAUAAGAACUGGGGAGCCAAUUAGACGAAUUGCAUCAUUAAUGAGCAUGAAUAAAUCGGUGGCAUGCAGUUAUAUGAAAAAGGCACGUCACUGCUUGAACGAAUUUUAUGUACCUAGACAUUUAGGUGUAAAUCAUAUUCCUCGAACAAGCCUGUCCAGUAGAAACCUUUUAAUCCCACAGGGUCUUUUUGGAACAGCAGAAAAUAACCCCAUAAUUAUUUGCGAUGGGACAUACAUAUAUUUACAGAAAUCAUCUAACUAUCUGUUCCAAAAAAAAACAUAUAGCUUACACAAGUUUGCAAAUCUUGUAAAACCCUUUUUACUGGUGGCCACUGAUGGCCACAUUAUAGACAUAUUUGGCCCAUACGCAGCCACAACAUCAGACGCUACAAUUAUGCGACUGCUGUUCGAAAAUGAAAAUUCGGAGUUAAGGCAAUAUUUUAGACAGAAUGAUGUUUUUAUUCUCGACCGUGGUUUUAGAGACUCUAUCCCAUUAUUGACAUCUUUGGGAUAUACUGUUUGUAAACCUGAGACCCUAAGCGAAGGGGAAACUCAAUUAUCGACUGAAAAAGCCAACAAAUCACGGCUAGUGACACUGUGCAGGUGGGUUGUAGAAGUUGUAAAUGGUCGGUUUAAACGGGAUUUCAAAAUAUUUCGAAAUAAAUAUUUUAAUAUAGGGUCUCAAAACCUAAUGAAUGACUUCAAAAUUGCAGGAGCUAUUUUAAACCAUUUUCAUCCUGUUUUGACUGACCAUCCUGAUGCUCAAAAUAUACUGGAAAGAGCUAAUCAGAGAAUGAACAUGGAAAACUAUUUAGCUAACCAUGUGAUUAGGCAUCAGCUUAAUAGACGCCGAGCCAGUUUCGUCCAUAUAAAUGCUCAAAUGCCACAGCUGAAUGUGUUCCCCAUCAUGGAGAUGUCAGAUUUAGUUUUAUUUAGUUUGGGUAUUUAUCAAAUUAAACAGGCACACUCUUAUUAUGGGGAACAUAUUCGGCCAAAUGGUACUUUUACUGUAGAAGUAAGUGAAGAUGUACAAUUGAUAAAUAUUUCAGGCAUUUCGUCAUCACAUGAGACAGUAUUAAUCAGAGGACGAAUAAAGUCACGCCACAUUAGUAGUCGAGUGUAUUACACAUAUAUUUUAUUGAAAGUGGCAGAGACUAAUUGGCAAAACUGCAUUUCUGAUUAUUAUUGUAGUUGCAUAAUUGGAAAAAGAACUGUUGGAAGCUGUGCUCAUGUGAUGACAAUAGUCUGGUAUCUUGGAUGGGCUCGGCAUCAAAAUAAUAUAUCUCCACCUGCGCAGUUUCUCGACAGUAUUUUAAUAAGAGAAGACGUUGAAAAUGAAGAAAAUCAAUAAAUAAAUACUAUUUAAAAA